UGCAGCAGGUUCCCGUGAUGUCACAACCUUGCUCAACACAUGGCAGGCAGAAUGUGCAAGAGUGCUUAUUGAUAUAGUUGUCAGUUUAGCAACUCAUUCCUUCAGAAUCUAAACCACAAAGCGACGUGAUAAGGGCACUGUUUUGAGCAAUCAUGGAGUACAUGACAGACAACCAAGAGAAGUCCCUAAACACUAUACUUUGCUGUCAGUGUGGAACCCCAAUAGAGCCAAACCCAACAAAUACAUGUGUAGCAUGUCUCCGAGGACAGAUUGACAUCACAGAGGGAAUCCCCAAACAGGCAGUGCUCUAUUUCUGUCGUAAAUGUGAAAGGUAUCUGCAGCCUCCAGCCACAUGGAUAUCUGCCCAGCUGGAGUCCAGGGAGCUUCUGUCAGUGUGUCUCAAGAGGCUUAAAGGACUGGCAAAGGUCAACCUGGUUGAUGCGGGAUUCAUCUGGACGGAACCCCAUUCACAGAGAGUCAAAGUCAAACUCUCUGUACAGAAAGAGGUGAUGAAUGGUGCAGUGUUGCAGCAGGUGUUUGUGGUGGAGUUUGUUGUUAACAGUCAGAUCUGUGAAGAUUGUCAGCGUGUGGAGGCCAAAGACUACUGGAAGGCAGUGGUUCAAGUUAGACAGAAGACUGAUCACAAGAAGACCUUCUUUUACCUGGAGCAGCUGAUCCUGAAGCACAAGGCCCACUCCAACACUGUCAACAUCAAGCCAAUAUAUGGUGGUUUGGACUUCUUCUAUGCCAGUCAACAGGAUGCCAGGAAGCUGACAGACUUUCUUUCAACAUAUGUGCCUUGCAAGUGUCAGCUGGCCAAGGAGCUCGUGUCACAUGACCCACACAACAACACAUACAACUACAAGUACACCUUCUCUGUGGAGAUUGUUCCUCUCUGCAAGGACAACAUUGUGUGUCUCCCAAAGAAGGUGGCCCAGUCACUGGGCAACAUCAACCGCCUGUGCCUCGUCUACAAGGUGACACAGACCAUUCACCUCAUAGACCCCAACACUCUGCAAGUGGCUGAACUGAGUGGCACAGUGUUCUGGAGAACACCUUUCCGGAUUCUGUGUGGCCCAAAACAGCUCAUUGAGUACAUGGUGAUGCAGGUCGACUACAUCCCUGACAAGGACAGACCUCACAGAGUCCCAGCCUCUAACAAGCAUGUGUUGGCUGAUCUCUGGGUAGCCAGGAUGAGCGACCUCGGGGUCAAUGACCAGCAGUUCCACUGCCGCACCCAUCUUGGCCACCUUCUGAAUGUUGGGGACUCUGUCAUGGGGUUUGACUUUACAAAUGCCAAUCUGAAUCACAAGGAAUUUGAUCAGAUCAGUUCGGAGAAAACCCCUGAUGUGAUCGUGGUUAAGAAGGUGUUUGACUCUUCAAAGAGAAUCAGGAAGAGGAAGUGGAAACUAAAGCACCUGAGUGACAAUGCUGCCAUGGAAACAGCAAGCACAGAAAGGGACUACAAUGAGUUCCUUGAAGAUCUGGAGGAAGAUCCCUCUGUCAGACAAAAUGUCAACAUUUACCUAGACCGGAACAAGCUGGCUGUUGACACGGACGACACGGAUGAUGAGGGUGUGCCGCAGAUCUCACUGCAGGAGAUGCUCGAGGAUCUCCACAUUGCUGAGGAUGCAACCGGGGAAGAUGGGGCAGACAUGAUGGAAUAAAUCUGUCAGUGAUGCAGUGUGGCGAGGAGAGAAACUGUCUAUUGAUUAUGGCACAUAACAAAACCUACCAUGACUUAUAGGAUUCAUUUGAUUGAAAUUUUUGGAUAUUUUGUUUUCAAGUUAAGGGAAGAAAUUUUGAAUAUUGGAAAACAACAACAAUUAUCCUCAAUUGUAAAUAUGCAUGUAUUGACAUUUGUUAUAUUUGUUGUUGGGAUGUUUUAAUCUCAGUUAUUUUUUAUGCUCUUCCAAACAUUUGUCAUGAAAUGUAAUAAUUUAUCCUGAUCACUGCUUAUUAAGUGCCAGUAGUGAAUAAAAACAACAACCCAAAUGAACUAACUUUCUCAUUAUUCCCUUGACAUGCUUGCAAAGACUUGGGGCUUACACUUUUCAUUCACUCAGAGAUGUAUCUAUGGGGCGGUGGGAUAGCCUAGUGGUUAAAGCAAUUGCUCGUCACGCUGAAGACCGGGUUUGAUUCACCACAUGGGUACAGUGUUUGAAGCCCAUUCCAGGUGUCCCCCGCUGUGAUAUUGCUGGAAUAUUGCUAAAAGCGGCGUAAAACUGAACUCAGAAAUGUAUGACCCACAAUUCCUGGUAACUUGUUAGAUAUUCUCUAAUUAUUUCACACAAGGGUGGUGACAGGGCUCCUUAUUAGACCUUCUUUUCCAACCACAUCAAUUGCUGACAGUGGUGUUUAUAUUGGUUUUCAGUGUUUUGUGCAUUUGUACAUAUGUGAACUGAAUACUAUGUACAGCUAUGUCUUGAUAACAAUAAAAUACUGUUCUAACCA
Haliotis rubra (blacklip abalone) is the source of this 2454-nucleotide messenger RNA. RefSeq names its product 60S ribosomal export protein NMD3-like. Lineage: Eukaryota; Metazoa; Mollusca; Gastropoda; Lepetellida; Haliotidae. Gene Ontology annotation, biological process: ribosomal large subunit export from nucleus. Bases 153 to 1667 code for a protein of 504 amino acids. Gene Ontology annotation, molecular function: ribosomal large subunit binding. The transcript is spliced from 15 exons. Gene Ontology annotation, cellular component: nucleus; cytoplasm. The record is from RefSeq and is a predicted model, not a curated record.